This is a messenger RNA of Dromaius novaehollandiae (emu), 7331 nucleotides long. RefSeq names its product matrix remodeling associated 8 (gene MXRA8). The record is from RefSeq and is a predicted model, not a curated record. Gene Ontology annotation, cellular component: membrane; cell surface. Bases 271 to 1644 code for a protein of 457 amino acids. NCBI's taxonomy places the organism in Eukaryota, Metazoa, Chordata, Aves, Casuariiformes, Dromaiidae. Gene Ontology annotation, biological process: cell adhesion; cell differentiation. The transcript has 11 exons.
GACAGGGUAGAGUGUGUGUUUGGAGUAAUUGUGCAGAAAGCAUUAAGGAAAGGAAGGAGGUGGAGUGUGAGUAUGGGGGGGAGCAGAGAGGGGAGGUGGGGAACUGGAAGUUGUAGGUGGAGUAAUUCUGCAGAGUAUGAGCUGCUGUCCACAGCUUUCUGGCUGUAAAUUGAUGAGAUCAUAGUGUUUUAAAGUUACCAAAAAAAAGAGAAAAAAAAAAGUCUUUGACUUGUUUUUCAAGAGAGACAGAAACACAGAGAAGCUGAAGAAAUGGAGCGACUAGCAAAACUCCUCCUGUGGCAGCUUUUGCUUCAGCAAAGUUCUGUUGUUAACUUAUAUUCAGUCCCAGCUGAUGCCUCAAACCCAGACAGUGUUGUAGUGUCCGUAUUAAAUAUCAGUGCUACACUGGGGUCACAGGCUGUCUUGCCCUGCAAGAGUUACCGCAUGGUGUGGACCCAGGAUCGUCUGAAUGACCGCCAGCGUGUAGUCCACUGGGACGUAUACAGCAACUACUAUGGAGAUAACAAGAUGGAAAGGCUGUGUGACAUGUACUCAGCUGGAGACCAGCGUGUCUACAGCUCAUACAACCGGGGGAGGAUAUUUAUGCCCCAGAAUGCAUUUACAGAUGGCAACUUCUCACUGGUUAUCAGAGAUGUUGCAGAGAGUGAUGAAGGCACAUAUUCCUGUAAUCUUCACCAUCACUACUGCCACUUAUAUGAAACUGUGAAAAUCCAACUAGAUAUCACCAAAAAAGCUAAGGAAGCAAAGCAGUACUGGGAUGGGGAGAAGGCUGUGAUUGUUGCCCUGGAAGGCAGCACUGUGAUGCUCCCUUGUGUGAACCGGAACCACAUCUGGACUGAAAGGCACAGUGAAGAGGAGCAGCAAGUGGUCCACUGGGACAGGCAGCCCCCAGGGGUUCCUCAUGACCGAGCUGACCGCCUCAUUGAUCUGUACGCCUCUGGCGAGCGCCGCUCUUAUGGACCUCUCUUCAUUCGUCAGAAGAUGAACAUCACUGACACAGCCUUUGCUGUGGGUGACUUCUCCCUGUGGAUUUCAGAGCUGGAGAGCGCAGAUGAAGGCACCUACUCCUGUCACCUGCACCAUCACUACUGUGGCCUGCAUGAACGCAGGAUCUACCAAGUCUUUGUGACAGAACCAGUGAGAGAGAAGAAGGUGGUGAACCUCACCACUCACAACACUGCCCCAGCCAUAGAUCCAAAUGUUGUCAGAGGCCACAACGUGAUAAACGUCAUCAUCCCUGAAAGUCGGAUACACUUCUUCCAGCAGCUGGGCUAUAUCGUGGCGACUCUGCUGCUCUUCAUUGUCCUCCUCAUCAUUGUUGUCCUCAUCACCCGCAAGCGCCGGCAGAGAGGUUAUGAAUACAAUGUGAAGAAAUACGGAGAGAAGGACGUAAAUCUUAAAGAAUUUACAGUCGACACAACAGAUCUGACUCAAUACAAAAGCGAAGACAUCAGGCUGGAUUACAAAAACAAUAUCCUGAAGGAGAAGGUUGAACAAGCCAGAAGCUUCCCAGCAAAGAACAUUGACUUAGACAAAGAUGGUAGCAGGAAUGAGAAGCCAAUUCCCUUCCUGUCCUUUCAUCAUGAAGCCACAAGAUAUUUCAGGAAGGAAUAUUGUAAAUGAAGACAUUCCCAAGCUGCUGGCUGGACCAGAAGCUGCAGUCAAAGAGAGAUAAAUGCAAAAGAGAUGCCUUUUCUUAUUACUAUGUCCUUCCAGUUACCUUAGAGUUUUCAUGUAGACUUUGUCCCCACUGAGCACCAGGGUAUUUGCAAAUGCUUCCUGAAAGAGUUAGACCAUCUGUCUUAUAUGUACUUAGGAUGGGUUUUGGUGGCCUUUUCUUCUUUUGUUCUCUCCUGACACACACAUGCGCGCGCACACACACACACACACACACACACACACUUUUCUUUCUGAUAUUAUUGUUGUUCUUACGCAUCAAUGAUUUUUAUGAGCUGAAUCAGCAGACAUUUUGCUUUUAAAUAAACCAAACCUGCACCACAAUCCUGAGCCAUCAUUAUAUCAGGCAUUUUUCCACAUAGUAUAUUCAUCAGAAAAAUAAUAGCAAGGCCUGACUAUGAUCUCCCAUACGCUGGCGUAAAUCAGGAGGAACUCUACUGUCACUCAGCACUUUAAAUAAUCCAGGUAAAGUAUAAACAGUCUCUAACUCACCCCUUCACAAAGGACAAUGUAAAUAUCCUCAUUUUACAAAUGGGGAAAUGUAAAUAGCCUUAUUUUGCAGGGGAAAGGGAGGCACACAAAUCUGGCUACUUGCCACCAUCAUAUGGUAGUGUUGGGAUUAGCUCCAAAGAGGUCUUGAAGUAUAACCCUGUAUUUCUCACUUUAAGCUUGUCUGUUGAUUUGUUUUUGUUUCAUGGCAGACCAAACCGUAUUUGGCAUGAGCAGACACUUUCAGCUGAAGUUGAUGGAGUUACAGUGCUGUAAUACCAGUGUCAGUUAGAUCAGAACCAAAAAUCUCAUUAUGGAGAGGGCUAAACUCCUCUGUGGAAUCUGGAGUAUGAUUUUCCUGCAGUCCUUGCGUGGAUCCUGCUCACACAGUGUGUGUGUGCACAUCAGAACAAAGGUAUGAUUACAGCACAGGUAGACAGAUUGUUAAAGGAAAUAACUUCCCAAGGGCAGACCAUGAGAAACAAGAGUAACAACACACUCCACCAAAUAGCUCAUCAGGCAUUUUCACUGGCCAGGCUCCCGGAAGGACAGCUGAGGAAAGAGAUGAGACUAUUCUUGUAGGUUUUGGCAUUGUUUUGGGGAGCAGAUGCCUGAGAUAGGGGGCUGUGGGCUGAAGGGGAGUUAUACAAAUGAGCAGUGGGUCAGCUGGAGAUGUCCAAAAAUUUGAAAAAUGAGAAUUCAGUGUUGCAAUCCAAGCAAGUUAAAGUAUCAGGAAAGCCAGAAAAUAUAGAAAAUUUACAGAAAAUAAGGGUUCUGCACAGCUCCUCUGACUACUUGUGAUAUGCUGUGGCACCAUUCCCAAACUAAGGCACACACAUGGUCCUUGGGACAUGGAAGAAAGGAAGGCCUUUCCUAUUGUGAGCAUGAUGACAGUGGCUUGUGUUCUUAUUGUGUUCUUGUGUAAGGGUGAAGGUGCCAAAGAUUGCUAGUUUUGUCUUUGGUGGUCUGAAUAGAGGAGGGAUUGCAUGUGAACCUGGUGACUGAAUGGAACUGGGGUAGGAAUUCCAGGGUGUUGCAAAUGAUGGAAGUGUGAAGAAGAGCUUGUGUGGAACUACUGUGAAGGUGAGAGAGGAGGUGAGGGUGAUAGUGCAGUUUUGGUCUUUGAGCAAUGCUCUGCUUGCAGCUGGUAUCUCAGCAUGGAUUUCUUCCUUCGGCUGGAGAAUCUUGAGGUCUUUGCUGACAAUAAAGUAGUUGCAGUUCACGGAAAGUAUUUCAGUCUACCAGCUAAACAGUUGGGAACAUGACCUGCUGCCCAAUACGACGUGUCUCAGCCAUUGUUCUAAGCAGCCUCACCACUUAUCUGGGAACAUAUCGGUGCUGCCUAAUAGGGGCACAAGUUUCUUGGCCAAACUGGAAAGAGAUGUUGUCAUGGUUCACUGAAGGUGCCCACUGCCCAAGUACACAUACUACAAGAGCCCAGGGCUGGUUUGAGUACUGUCCAGCUCUAUGGGCCUCAGUAGAGUUGGAAUCUAUGUCAAAUCCCAUAUCUGUCCCAUUUCUUUCCACACCUACCAACCUGGCUGUCUUGUUUUAUUGGUGUCAGUAUUGUCAGACCCCCUCUCCCUCCUCCCACAAACAACACUGAUCUCCACUGUUGUGUGGCAGGGCUCAGUAAGACUCAGCAUCUCAGGGCUGUACUGCAGUGAGUGUGAUGAAUGCUGAGUUGUAGCCAUUCACAUUGAAGCUGAGCUCAGCUCCCUAGCUCUGCCAGAAGAGUGGUGGGUGAGGCCUCCUAUCUACCAGAAAAUCUGUAUCAUCUAUUCAGAAGCCAGGAUGUGAGUCCUUCAAUGUACACUUUCCAUAAGAGUGGAAAAUGGACCACAACAUGCUGGUGAGGACUUUGGCAAAGGAGAAUUAUUUGUUGAGGAGCCUCAUUUUUAAUGACUUCAAAUAUUAAAAAUAGUAGUAGAAAAAUGGUGGAAUGGAGAUGAGCCUUCCUAUGCUACAGCCAGGCAGAUCCUUAUCUUUUAGUUUGCUUAGCCCUUCCGCUACUGUCUAGACAGUUUCUGUGAUUUCUGAUUAGCUGCCUUUAUCCUCACUUAGGAUUCACCCCUAUAAAAGUGCUUAGGUUGGACAGACCCAUGGCUAGUUGGGAGAAGGGCCUGGAUUGGGCCCAGGCUCCUAUUUUUCUGUCCUUCCCCAAAAGUGGAUAGCCAUUCUGAGAUUGCCUUUGGCUGGACCUGAUUGAAACCCAAGCCACAUUCCUGCAGCUGCUUAAGACUGCACUGGUUAUUACAUCAGGGCAGCACAGUCUCAAGUAAUCACCAUUAAUGUCUUUCUCCCUCCCUUUCAUGUCUGUGAGUCAAAGGUUGGAGAUCUUUACUUGCCAGUUCAAAUUGCUUAGCACAGCUCAUAUAGACACCAGCUCAAAAUGGGUUUACUCAUAAACUCCAGAGGCAUUUAAAUAUUUUAUUUGAUUUCCAGGCUGCAAAAUAGCUUAAGGGGAAAGAAAUUAAUAUGUUCUCUGAAACAGGCACUAGAAAGAGCUUUAUGAGUUGCUCCUCCCUGCUUUGAUCAUCAGCUUGAAUUUGAAUAAUGGUCAGACAUUUCCUAGAUUGAUUCAGAUGGGAGACCAAAUUGGGAUUAUACCCCCUUUUGCUUCAGGAGAGGGAUAUGUGUAUGUGAUUAGACUGAAGAUCAGGACAGUGGUUUUCAAAAGCAGCCUGCCACAUCCAGUAUGUAAUUUAGCAAGUUAAAAUUCUGGCAAAAAGAGAUCCAGGCAAGACUGCUGGAUAACUGGCCAUAUUUUCCAACUAUUGAAAAAAAGAAAGAAAAUGAACAAUGAACUGAAGAAGGUCUUUUUCUGUUUAAUGCAGAGGAAUCAUCAAAGGGCUGUUUGCCCUCAAAUACUCAUGAGAAGCCAUUUAUGUCCCUUAUGUAUGUCCUUUGUAUUCUUUUGGUCUUUAGCAUUGGCAUGAAGUGUAUGUCGCUGAUUUUGUACAUGAAAAUUGGAAGAAGGCUGGACUUGCAAUUAAGUCACUACAUGGGGGGCAGUAGCACUGGGUUCUGUUCCCACUCUGCUAGAGGUUCAGUGUGAUCCUAGAUGGAUUAGUUUUCUCUCUCUUUCUCCCAUCUCCGGUUUCAGCCUUUCUCUCUCUCAUAUGGGAUGCUAGCUUGCCUCUCAUGGAGAAACAAUGUUUUGACAUUUGCACAGCACUUUGAGAAUGCUAAAUGUGCUUUGUCUGAGUUGUUUAAAGGACUGUUACUGCUCUAACAAUGGAAUGCUGCAUCUCAGUAGACUUCUUUACCUGUCACUUCAUAGGCUCUUGGCAGGCUUUGCCCCAUUAUAAUCUUCUCAGUUUCCUGAGACAUGCAUUUUAUGUUCGGUUAGUUAAAAUAACAGUAAACCCUAAUAUUUUUAUACCAAAUACUUCUCUGUGAGUAGAAGAAAGCAGAGAAUUGAAUGUACCUCAUAGGGUAAUUCAAAUUUUUUGGACUGUAAGCUCUUGCUGCUGAACAAGGAUACAGAAUUGACCUUAAAAGGGGUUAUGCUACAUGCCAGCUGGACUCAGAUUGGCUUAGUUCUUUGGAAGCAAGAAAUUUCCAAAAGCUUUCUUCAUAAAGAAAAGGAUUCUUUAUUUUAGUUUGUAUUACAAUUCCUGGAGUUGAUAUUUUUUAGUCCUUGUGUUUGGAGUAAUGAAAAUGUUAUCCUUUUCUCAUGAUUUACUUUAUCUUGAUUGGAAAACUACCAUACUUUUUUUUUUUUAUUUCACCUGUGUUCCUGUUUAAUUUGGCCUUGCUCCUCCUCGGGCUGUUUGCUUCUUUCUUUCUUGUUAUUAUUGCAUGACAAUUUUCAGGGGAGAGAGUGUAUAUACACAAAUUCUAGGCUUAGAUGAAUGAAGAUCAAGACAUUGUCAUGAUCUUAAUUGGACAUAAAUAGAAGGAAAACUCAUCUACAGAAAGGAAAGUAAAUACAGAUGAAAGACUAAGGCACCUGUGUGGGAUCAGUGACUUGGAAAAAGGAGAAGAGGGGAGAAUCUAUUUCAAAGAAUCUGGGGAAAAAUUAUCUUUCCAUAAGCUGAUGAGGUCUUAACUGAAGAGUUAUUGAGCUUACGCAGUUAUACAGAUGAACAAUCCUUACACAAAUGCUAAAGGAAUAGGGAUUAUAUAAAUAGUAAGUUGAUCUUCUUUUUUAAUGCUAAACUACACAGCUGCCUCAUAGUACUUGAAAAUGGUGCUUUAAAGGGGGGAUGUUUUUGCAAAUUAGAACCUUCCAAGUGCUGUGGUCUACCCUAUAGGUGAGACUGUGAUAGGUGUGAUUUCCAAGGUGGCUGCAGCUGUAUAGUAUAUGACUUCACAGAGUGAAGAGUGAAGUAGGUGGCAUUUCCUCCACUGCAGUCCCAGUCAUUGUCUGUGUUAGGCUCUACUUACAUUAGCAAGUCAUGCAGCCCCAUACAAACAAAUCUGAGAGUGGAGCAGUGGUUCUGAGAACCUGACACCCACGCCCUAUGUGUUUUGGGAGGGGGAGCUUACUUUUGAUUUGCAUCAGUCUGGUCUUCGGUCCGAAACUAUUAGUAGCUGGAGCAUGCUUUUUUAGUUAGUUUCCUCUGAAAUGAAUUCAGCUUGUGUACGUUAAGAUUGCUUCAAAAUGCAAACCAAAGUGUGCUAUGUGGGAACAGUCACAAGAUUUGCUCUAAAGCAUGUUUCUGAUCUGAGGUGCUGCUGCAGGUGAACUCUUCAAUUUCAGCCUGGAGACUUGUUGUCUGGAGGCUAAUGUCAACUUAGAAUGCAAAGCAAAGGAGAGCCACUUUGGCUGACACAAAUAAACAAAGCCCCAGUGCAAUCUUAUAUUUCUGCUAUUUGGUGAUGAUACAGAGCCCAAGACUUACAAGCAAGGUAGAGCAGAACUGAGGAUACAGAGCUACUCAAUGCAAUAUUGGUUUGCCAAAAGAGACACAGCAGGCCACUGUCAUAACUCAGACUAGAACUAGGUCCCCUCUUUUCAGCUCUGUGCACAUUCUGCUUCCUCUCAAGGCUGAGAGGAGGACUGGCUCCAUAAAACUUGUUUUACUCUUUACUGUAACUGAAUUAAUUUUCAUUAUUAUUGCUACUUAACUGUUACCAUUUAUCAAUCAGUUGUGUAACUCUCCUAACAUUUAAGAAAUAAAGGAGAAUAUAAUGGA